Molecule: messenger RNA, 613 nt
Organism: Phytophthora sojae
Lineage: Eukaryota; Oomycota; Peronosporomycetes; Peronosporales; Peronosporaceae
Exons: 1
Coding region: 33-434 (133 amino acids)
Source: RefSeq, a predicted model, not a curated record
CGCGCGUUGAUCAAGUUACCGCAUCCGUAGCCAUGACGUCGCUCUCGUUGUCGCUGUCGCUGGACGCGCGCCGCCACUCGCUGUCCGGGAGCUGCAAGCUCAGCUACCUGGCGUCGCUGGCCGAGGACGUGGAGGAGCCCGCGGCGCUGCCCAUGCCCGACGAGCCCGUGGACGACCAUCACCCGCUCGUGCUGGCCGCGUGCCACGACGACGAGCCGCUGCUGGCGCUCGAGCACCGCUCCAAGUCCGAGAGCUUCAUCUGCACGGCGCAGGGCAUCGUGUUCGAGGACACCAAGUGCCAGAGGUACCAGUCCAAGAUCGACAGCCUUGUGGCGCUGGCCGCCAGCUCCUCCAGCUCGCAGAGCAACGUGCUGCUGGCCAAGAAGGCGCUGCGCUACCGCAAGGUCAUGGAGCGCCGCCGCAUCAUCGAGUGACUGGGAGAAAUCCGUGAAAAGGCUCGCGUUGCCAGGAGGCCGUCGGCGCAAAAUUAGACGCUGCGUCGCCUUGACGGCCCUGGAAAAGUCAGGAGGGUCACCCCGUUUCGCGACGCUGUAGGCUCCGCUCCCGCCCUGGUGGCUGCAGAUGAAGCAGCCACUGCUGCUGGGAGCGAUAU